AUGGGUCCUACCACCAAGGCCUGGGAGUCUUUGCGGCCUUUGCUGCCGUCUCGCGAAUCUGAUUGUGAUUAUUGGUGGAAUUAUACCGGAUUGCACCUUGCACAUCUCCUCGAAGCGGCUCAAUACCCCGUGGAGAAGCAAUAUGAGGCUCUACUCUUUCAUCAUCAUCGAGUUGUUCCGUACUUUGGACCAGCACCCGCCAGUGAUGGCACAUUUCAUUGGCCGACGGUCAACACGAUUCAGGGCCCUCCAGUCGAAUACUCUUGGAAGUGGAACACGGCCACUGGAGCUCCUGAAGUCCGCUACACAUUCGAGGCUGUAGACAGGUUCAGCGGCUCGCCGAAGGACCCCCUGAAUCAAGGUCCAUCGCGAGACUUGCUGUAUCAUAUUGCAAGCGCGUUUCCCAGCGUUGACCUUGCCUGGACAAACCACUUCCUUGCCACGCUCUUCGACCACGAUCAACACCGCUAUGCGCAGGAGCAAGAUAAUAAUCAAAUCACGACGACCGUCAUGGUUGCCGCUGAGUUCGUCGAGCCCGGGGUAAACAUCAAAGUAUACCUCAAAUCCCGUCGUCUCGGCACGCGAGAGAUUCCCCUUGAAGUGUACAAAGAUGCCAUCUCCCAGGUCUGUCCUGCUAGUGCAUCCGCGACUGUGUUAUAUGAGUUCCUGAAUAGUGACCCUGAGGGCCAACUCCUUACGCCUGCAAUUCUUGGUAUCGACUGCAUCUCUGCGCCCAAUUCGCGGAUCAAGCUCUACUUUCGUACUCCCCACGUACGCUUCUCUACGAUUCACACCAUCAUGACGCUUAACCACCGCAAAGAUGUCUCAGCAGUGCAAAUCGAGUCUUUGCGUACGCUCCUAGCAGCCGUCACGGGUCUGCCGCUGGAUUUCCCAGAUGAUGAAGACUGGCCCAUCAAUGCCCGCUUUGAAGAUCUUGUGUACAAGAGUUCGGCUAAAGUGCCACUGGUGUAUCCCGCGUGCGGUUUCUACUUUGACAUAGCGCCCGGAAGGGAUCUUCCUAAUGUCAAGGUUCAAUUGCCGCUCUAUGUCUACGGUCGAGAGGAGCAGCAGCUGGCGGACGGCGUCGCUCAGUGGAUGAAAGACAACGGGAGAGGGAAGUUUGCGGACCUUUUUCUGGAAGCCUUACCGCGACUAGGAGAUAGAGGCACUGCCCAUGGCCCAGACAGAGCGAAGGGACGAAGCGUGAAAGGUGCAAAUGGCGUGCAUGCGAAUGGAACCAAUGGAACCAACGGGAUGCACACGGGCAUGCCGCGAGGUUUGCAGUCAUACUUGAGUAUCAUGUUUACGGCCGAUGGUCAGCUCGAGGUUACAACGUAUCUCACGCCAGUAUUGAGUGAAACUCCGUGGCUUGCUUGA
Messenger RNA from Alternaria atra, 1377 nucleotides. RefSeq lists its product as uncharacterized. Bases 1 to 1377 code for a protein of 458 amino acids. Gene Ontology annotation, biological process: alkaloid metabolic process. Lineage: Eukaryota; Fungi; Ascomycota; Dothideomycetes; Pleosporales; Pleosporaceae. The transcript has 3 exons. The record is from RefSeq and is a predicted model, not a curated record. Gene Ontology annotation, molecular function: prenyltransferase activity.